CGCCGCAAAACCUUCAGUCCCUCGCUCGUUCAAUUCAUUCAACUGAACCUCGUUACAAUGGUCGCUUCCUCCGGUCAGCCUACUCGUCUCUACGUCAAGGGUGUGUUCCUUGGCUACAAGCGCGGCCUGCGCAACCAGUACUCGCACACGGCGCUGGUCAAGAUUCAGGGCCUGACGGACAAGAAGGACGUGGACUUCUACCUGGGCAAGAAGAUCGCUUACAUCUACAAGGGCAAGUCCCUGAAGAACGGCACCCAGUUCCGCGUCAUCUGGGGCAAGGUCAUGCGUGCUCACGGCAGCAACGGCGUCGUGCGUGCCAAGUUCGCCAAGAACCUGCCGGCCGAGGCCAUCAGCAAGAGCGUGCGUGUCAUGCUGUACCCCAGCCGCGUUUAAGUGCGUCUGUGCGAAGGUUUAAGUAGCUCGUGCGACGUCAUCAAGCUAGCUUCGGUAGCCCAAUGACAACGAAGAGGGAUUGUGACAACACACAUCGGA
Molecule: messenger RNA, 492 nt
Organism: Phytophthora infestans T30-4
Lineage: Eukaryota; Oomycota; Peronosporomycetes; Peronosporales; Peronosporaceae
Product: 60S ribosomal protein L35a-4
Exons: 2
Coding region: 58-393 (111 amino acids)
Biological process (GO): cytoplasmic translation; ribosomal large subunit biogenesis
Cellular component (GO): ribosome; cytosolic large ribosomal subunit
Molecular function (GO): structural constituent of ribosome
Source: RefSeq, a predicted model, not a curated record